AUGAUUUUGAGAAAUGCUGGCGUACGGCAUUGCCGGCGGGUUAUGUCGACGCCGAUUGCGCGAACAUGCGUCCGAUGCAUCGCGACCGAAAGCUCUGCUCCCCCGACAGUUAAUAACCGCGGAAAUCCCCUGGAGAUAAUCAAGCCUCCCAAUCCGAGAGCGAAACACCAGGCGAGAGGAAUCCAGAAAUCAGACACCCGAGCAAUUGGUUCCGAUGUCGAGCAACGAUACGCCCCCGGCCUCCUAAUCAAGAACCCCCUUCCGCCGAAGCACAUCACCCUCGAGCGACUGAUGGCGGCACAGACACACAUGGGCCACCAUGCGUCUCUCUGGAACCCUGCGAACUCUCGAUACAUCUAUGGUGUGAGGCAGGGGAUUCACAUCAUCUCCCUUGAGACGACCGCUGCGCAUCUGCGACGUGCGGCGACGGUGGUCGAAGAGGUGUCCUACCGUGGUGGUCUCGUGCUCUUUGUGGGCACGCGUAGGGGACAGAUGGAGAUCGUCACCGCUGCGGCCAAGGAGGCGAAGGCGUGCCAUCUCUUUACGAAGUGGACGCCCGGCUCGAUCACCAAUAGGGACAUUAUCCUCAGGGAUAGGCUGGUCAAGAUCGUGAAUGAGCACGACAGUGACCUCCCUGGAUUUGAGAGGCAUCUCAACCAGACGAGGCCUUUGCUGCCUGAUCUCGUUGUGUGCUUGAACCCUCUGGAGAACUAUACGCUGCUCUACGAAUGUGGACUUGCUAGCAUUCCUACCAUCGGUGUCAUUGAUACCGAUGCCGACCCUUCUUGGGUUACCUACACCAUCCCCGCUAACGACGACAGUCUCCGAUCCGUUGCGUUCAUUGCCGGCGUCCUCGGCCAGGCCGGCAAGCAGGGACAGAAGAGACGACUAGCCGCAGCAAGGGAUGGCAAUGUCACCUGGAGGACACCCGACGACAUCACCAAGUUCAUCAAGGGUAUGCACGCAAGGAGAGGCGAGAUCCUGUCCUCGCUCAUCGACAAGGAGAUCAUUGGUGGUCUCAAGGAAUCCGCGCCGGAGAAACUCGUAUCUAAGGCGGACGAAGAACUUCUACAAAAGAUUGCCGAGGAGGAUUCCCUGCCUGAUGAGCUUGCCGAUGAGGAAGAUGACCUUAUCAAGGAGCUCGUGGCUAGCAGUCGGGAGAUGGAUGCGCUUAGUGAGGAGGAGAGCAAGUUGCUCGAGACCGUCAUUGCGGAGGAGGGAGAGAGCGAGACGCAGGUGAAUGAGAAGAUUAUGUCCAAGGUGGGCGUCGAAAAGGCGGUGGAGGAGGGCAAGGCUGGUGAAGAGAAGGCUGCUGGCGAGGAGAAGAAGCCUGCUAAGCCCGAGUAA
Scedosporium apiospermum is the source of this 1347-nucleotide messenger RNA. RefSeq lists its product as uncharacterized. Bases 1 to 1347 code for a protein of 448 amino acids. Gene Ontology annotation, cellular component: ribosome; mitochondrial small ribosomal subunit. Gene Ontology annotation, biological process: translation. Gene Ontology annotation, molecular function: structural constituent of ribosome. Lineage: Eukaryota; Fungi; Ascomycota; Sordariomycetes; Microascales; Microascaceae. The transcript is spliced from 3 exons. The record is from RefSeq and is a predicted model, not a curated record.